Messenger RNA from Linderina pennispora, 639 nucleotides. RefSeq lists its product as uncharacterized. The transcript has a single exon. The record is from RefSeq and is a predicted model, not a curated record. NCBI's taxonomy places the organism in Eukaryota, Fungi, Kickxellomycota, Kickxellomycetes, Kickxellales, Kickxellaceae. The coding region runs from base 140 to 604 and encodes 154 amino acids.
UUAUGCAGUGCCUGAAGACAUUCGCCUAUUUAACCUCCGCAUCUUUUACAUCACGUUACAUACAGUCACGAUUGACGAUAUCGUGGACAUUCUGUGGAUGCUGCCUCGCUUGCAGCACCUACGAAUCUGGUGCAACUCCAUGAGCCACAUGGACGCUGGAAUUAGCCCAGUCAGGAUCCAGCGUGCUAUGCCAGCUGCCGUGCAAAGGUUCAUUUUGCCAGCUAUUACUCCCAAGCCAGCCGCUGUUGUCUCGGCUAGCACUGCCAGGAUAAACAUGCCUUCUACCAGCAACACCAACAUCAAUGCCCAGUCCACCAAUAACAACAGUGACAUUAUGCCCCCGCCAAUAAAGAAAAGACGCACUGAGAAUAGUACCGGUCCUGCCUACACCAUCUCUCCGUCCUGUGGCCUGCUCAAGUUUGAACUUCUUUCGGAGAAGUUUUUCGACAAGACAGCCGUACGCAACUUUGUUGAAUGUGUGCCGACACUGCUCUCGGUCUCGGUUAACGAGAGUUUCCACGAAGACCUUGAAAGGCAAUUUGUUGGCAGUGGGAGAAGGAUUGAGGUUUGCUCAUUUGCACCUGCACUUCGUAAGGCUAGUUGAGUUAUAUUGAUGAAUAAAUGCCUAAAUAAAUUAAC